Molecule: messenger RNA, 6117 nt
Organism: Mycosarcoma maydis (corn smut)
Lineage: Eukaryota; Fungi; Basidiomycota; Ustilaginomycetes; Ustilaginales
Product: putative Arf family guanine nucleotide exchange factor
Exons: 1
Coding region: 1-6117 (2038 amino acids)
Biological process (GO): regulation of ARF protein signal transduction
Molecular function (GO): guanyl-nucleotide exchange factor activity
Source: RefSeq, a predicted model, not a curated record
AUGGAAGACCACGAGGCUAACGACGCCGAAGCAUCUUUCAAGCCCCAUCUCCCUUCCGGCGGUGCUAGUCUAGUAGACCCACUUGAUACAACCCACCCGACUGAGGUCGUCGAGCAGCAUAUCACCACAGAAGUCAACAACCAAUGUGUACAAUCGACAGAAGUGGCGGCUAACGACUUGUCGUCACAAGAUCAAAGGGAGCAGCUGCCAGCUUCCGAAGAGAUCCCUACAGACGUGUCGGCAACAACCGAUACCGCUGAGCGCCCAUCGAACGUGCCCGGUAGCUCUGUCUCGCACGUUUCCCUCAGCGAUGCGGCGUACACAGAAGCCGCAAGUCGUGACGCCGACGUCUCUUGCCUCGCGCAGCCUGGAUCGACAGCAGAAGGAGAAGCAGAGGCACGAGAGCUUCCCACCACGCAAUCUUUACCAGAGCAAGAAACUCGCCAGAUCAUUGUUGACAACGCAGCCACUGAACCACCAGCAGACAUCGCAGUGCAGCCAACUCCUGCUCCUCCGGAGGCUUCGAGUUCCCGCGCUAGCAUGGUCAGGACUCGUCGCUCCUCUUCGGUCUCAACUACGGCCACAGCUGCCACCACAGUGCAUUCGCGGUCCAGCCUCAAGAGCUUGAACAAGGGCAGUGCCGUCUUCGUCAUCGGCGCGCUCGAGACCAUCGCCAGCGCAAAGGAAGCCAAGAAAGACAAGGAGCUCAAAGAUGCCGCCAACGUUGCUCUGGACAUGGUCAAGGCUGCAGCCGCUUACACGGCUUCAUCGCAAUCAGCCGAUCAAGAACAGCCUGUCUUGGAUCCUCGUGUCGUCUUUGAGCCACUUCGUCUAGCAUGCAGAACGCGAAGCAACAACCUCAUCAUCGUCAGUCUCGACUGCAUUGGCAAGCUCGUCAGCUACGCCUUUUUUGCCGAGGAUGAUCCAAUCCAAGUUGCAAGCGCCAUCAUUGCUGCCGGUCAGCCACCACAAACACUUGCUGAUCUCGUCACCGAGACAGUUUGCGAUUGCUAUCACGAGAAUUUGGACGACAAGGUGGCAUUGCAGAUCAUCAAGGCUCUUCUCGCUUCAGUGCUCUCGACCACCGUACAUGUGCACCAGUCCAGUUUGCUCAAGGCAGUGCGUACUGUUUACAACAUUUUUCUCAUGAGCAAGUCGGCCGCCAAUCAGGCUAUCGCUCAGGGGAGUCUGACACAGAUGGUUCAUCAUGUCUUUGCACGCGUCCCUCGCGCCGCCACACCCGCCUCCGGUGCCGUAUCCAUGUCCCGCAGCACCUCCAACAUGACGCAAUCACAGUCCAACGGGCACACAGAUGCACCCAAGGGCGAGACAGCUCUGCAACCCAACGACAACGCAGCCGACACGACUGGACAGCACGACGUGGACAAUGCAGACGGCUCAGAUUCUGUUGCAGCUGACACCACGGAAAAGAUCACGCUCCAGACCUUUGAGGACCGCAAGUCGUUCGAGGGUGCAUCAGAGCGCGACAAUGCCGGCAGCCUCGCCAACAUGAGCACGGCGGAGCUCUUUGUUAAGGACGCAUUCCUCGUGUUGCGCGCGCUGUGCAAACUCACAAUGAAGCCUCUCGGUGCGGAGAGCGAGCGCGACAUCAAGUCGCAUGCUAUGCGUUCCAAGCUGCUCUCGCUCCACCUCAUCCUCACCAUUAUUCAGUCGCACAUGGCCAUCUUCACCGACCCCAGCGUCAUCAUCCACAGUACCACCACUGGCGAGCAAACCCAGUUCGUUCAGGCGGUCAAGCAGUAUCUGUGCCUCAGCCUCAGCCGAAACGCCGUAUCGAGCGUCAACCAGGUCUUUGAGAUUAGCUGCGAGAUCUUUUGGCUCAUCCUCGACGGCAUGCGUACCAAGCUGAAAAAGGAGAUUGAAGUGUUGCUCAACGAGAUCUUCCUGCCCAUCUUGGAGAUGCGCACAUCCACGGCCAGACAAAAGUCCAUCUUGCUUGGCGUAAUGAUACGCCUGUGUCAAGACCCACAAGCCUUGGUGGAAAUCUACCUCAACUAUGAUUGCGACAGAACGGCGUUGGACAACAUCUACGAGCGAUUGAUGAAUGUCAUUUCCAAGAUCUCGCAGACACACGUCUCGCCCUCUGUGGACGGAAAGGGUGACAAGGACGCUGCGUCAGCUACCACGUCUGGCACUGUAUUGCCCAAAGCAAAUGGAUCUGGACCGGCAAUCCCGCCCACGCUUAGCACUGCUGCGGCUAGCGAGACUUCGCACGACUCAGUCCCGUCUUCGUUCGGUGGUAAUCAGUCGGUUGAGGCGCGCCUGAAACGACAAAGCCUUGACUGUCUCUGUUCGGUGCUGCGUUCGCUUGUAGUGUGGUCCAGUCGCGGUCCAGUCUCGUCGGAAGCAGCGGGUCACUACCUCGGCGGUCACCCUGGCGACAGCACCAGCUCGCCCCGUGCGAGCGAGGACAUUCGUGUCGGUAACGAGACCAUCACCGUCGACAGUGAGAACCUCAUGGAAACGAGUCCAGCUGUUGGAUCCCAAGGCUCCCCCUCCAACCUCGGUGCUGGAAUUGCAUCCGAGAUCAGCCGCGGCCAUACACCCGAGCCCCAAGACGAUCCCAGCCGAUUCGAAAACGCCAAGCAGCGCAAAACGAUCCUCCUCGAAGCCAUUCGCAAAUUCAACUUCAAGCCCAAGCGCGGCAUCGACGACCUCAUCAAGAACAACUUUAUCCGCUCGCGCGAGCCUGCCGACAUUGCACGCUUCUUGCUCUAUGCCGACGGUCUCAGUAAAGCGCAGAUUGGCGAGUUCUUGGGCGAAGGUACGCCAGAAAGCAAUGCGAUCAUGCACGCCUUUGUCGAUAUGAUGAACUUCGAGGGCCUCGGAUUCACCGACGCGCUUCGAAGGUUCUUGCAGGCGUUCCGAUUGCCAGGAGAGUCGCAGAAAAUCGAUCGGUACAUGCUCAAGUUUGCUGAACGUUUCAUCCACGGCAACCCGGAUGCGUUUGCCAAUGCAGACACGGCCUACGUCUUUGCCUACUCGGUUAUCAUGCUCAACACGGAUGCGCACAAUCCGCAGGUCAAGCACAGGAUGACUUUCAAGGACUUUGUCAAGAACAAUUCCGGGAUUGACGAUGGCAAGAGUCUGCCCGAAGAAUACUUGCGCUCGGUCUUUGAUGAAAUCCAGACCAACGAGAUCAAGAUGAAGGAUGAGGUGGCUACGCCUGCACCUGUAACGCCUUCGUCGGGGUUGGCGAAUGCGAUUGCAACAGUGGGACGAGAUCUGCAGCGCGAGGCGUACGUGUUACAGUCCGAGGGGAUGGCGAAUAAGACAGAGGCACUGUUCCGUACCAUGGUUCGUGCACAGCGCCGUAUCGGACCGCAGCAACGCGCCGCUGCAGCACAGUUCUUCUCCGCUUCGCACUUUGAGCAUGUCAAGCCCAUGUUCGAGGUUGCCUGGAUGCCGUUCCUCGCCGGUAUUUCUGGACCGAUGCAGGAAUCCGACGACGCUGAGGUGGUCGAAAAGUGUCUCGAGGGUUUCCGCGACGCCAUCAAGAUCGUCUCGCUGUUUGGCCUCGAGCUCGAACGGAACGCUUUUGUGACAACGCUGGCUAAAUUUACCUUCCUCAACAACUUGGGCGAGAUGAAAAGCAAGAACGUCGAAGCGAUCAAGACACUGCUAGGCGUCGCGCACAGCGAGGGCAACUACCUCAAAGGCAGCUGGCGCGAGGUUCUGACAUGUGUCAGUCAGCUGGAGCGAUUCCAGCUCAUCAGUGGUGGUAUGGAUGGUCGACAGCUCCCCGAUCUGGGAAGGAGAAGUACCGCUUCGGCCAACGCCGCUUCCGGAGCUGCCAACAGCCGACUUCGACAGCCAUCCCUGCCUAACAGUGAGGUGGUGCAGGCAGGCGCAUCGUCGGAAGUUACUGUCGCGGCGGAUAUGGUGUUCUCUUCUAGCGCUUCACUUUCGGGUACAGCCAUCGUCGACUUUGUCCAGGCGCUGUCUGAUGUCUCUUGGGAAGAGAUUCAGUCAUCAGGUUUGACCGAGUAUCCGCGCAUGUUUUCGCUGCAGAAGCUCGUUGAAAUCUCCUACUACAACAUGGGUCGAAUCCGCAUGGAAUGGUCCAACAUCUGGUCCAUUCUCGGCGAGCACUUCAACAUGGUCUGUUGUCACCCCAACGUCCAUGUCUCUGCUUUUGGACUCGACUCGCUCCGGCAGCUUGCGAUGCGCUUCUUGGAAAAAGAAGAGUUGCCGCAUUUCAAGUUCCAAAAGGAUUUCCUCAAGCCGUUUGAAAUCACAAUGCAGCGUAACAGGAAUUUGGAGGCCAAGGAGAUGGUGCUGCAGUGCUUGGAGCAGAUGAUCCAGUCGAGAGUGGACAACAUUCGUUCUGGAUGGAGGACGAUGUUUGGCGUUUUUGGUGCUGCAUCUGUGGCGCCUUCCGAGAGGGUUUCAGCUUACGCAUUUGACCUGGUUCGGCAGCUCAACGCUAAGCACUUGGGUGCAAUCAUCGUCAAUGGAUCUUUUGCGGAUCUGUGCAUCUGCGCAACGCAGUUCGCUAAAGCAAGCAAGCAAAAGAUCAGCUUGCAGGCGACCGAGCUUCUUCGCGGUCUGGUCGCAUCGAUGCUCAGCGCCAAAGAAUGUCCGAUCGAGGAAGGUGGUGAUCCGGGACCGGCGGCUAGCACGCCCAUGUCGGACGAUCCGAUGGUUCGGUUCUGGUUCCCUGUCUUGUUUGCGUUCCACGACAUCAUUAUGACCGGCGACGACCUCGAAGUGCGACGUGUCGCGCUCGACAGUCUCUUUUCUAUCCUCAAGCAAUACGGACGUUCCUUCCGACCCGAUUUUUGGGACACGGUGUGUCAAGAGAUCCUCUUCCCCAUCUUUGCCGUUCUCCGCUCUCGCCAGGACGUGACUCGCUUCUCCUCGCACGAAGACAUGUCGGUCUGGCUCAGCACGACGCUCAUUCAAGCACUGCGCAACUUGGUGGAUCUCUGGACGUUCUACUUUGAAACGCUCGAGAGGCUUUUGCCGGGACUGUUGGAUCUGCUGUGCGCAUGCAUCUGCCAGGAGAAUGAUACGUUGGCGAGGAUCGGUACGAGCUGUUUGCAAGGCUUGUUGGAGAAGAACGUGCGCAAGUUGAGUGUGGACAAGUGGGGGAUGGUGGUGGAUACGUUUUUGCAGUUGUUCAGGACUACGACGGCGCAUCAGCUGUUUGAUCCCUUGUUGAGGGCGGAUGGGUCGAGUGCGGGCGGUGGAGGUGCGCCGACUGACUCGCCACAGGACGUAGUGGCAGAUGGCGCUCAGCUGGCGGAUGGUGUACAAGGACCAGGUGCGGUUUUCCCUGGACCUAGCUCGCAACAGCUGCCUGAAGGGGAGACGCAGCCUUCGACCACAGCCGCGACCGUCCAGCCAAUGUCGAGCUCGGAUCGACGUCGAGCAUUCAAGCAGAUCAUUGUCAAAUGCGUCCUCCAACUGCUUCUGAUCGAAACGACGCACGAACUGCUGCAAAAUCAAGAGGUCUACCAGACCAUGCCGGCGGCUCAACUGCUUCGACUCACAUCGGUGCUCGAAGACUCAUACGACUUUUCGAAACGGUUCAACGCCGACAAAGAGCUUCGAGUGGCGCUCUGGAAGGUGGGAUUUAUGAAGCAGUUGCCUAACCUUCUCAAGCAGGAAUCGUCGUCGGCUGCGACGCUGGUGCAUAUAUUGGUGCGAAUGCACGCGGAUUCGCGAGCGGACCACGUGGUGCUUCAAUCGCAGAUCCGAGAGAAACUUGUUCCGCUCGGCUACAAUAUUGUCUGUGGCUUCCUGCCGCUCGACUCGGAGACACAGGCGAGGAACAUUGCAGCUUGGAGCCCCGUCGUCGCCGAAAUCUUUGCUGGUCUUUGUACCCUGAAUGACGAUACGGACGACAGGGUGUUUACCAAACACAGUGCCGAAUUCUAUGCGUUGGCAGUGGAUCUUUUAAGCAGAGAGCCGCUCCCGGGGGAGAUCGCCGAGUCGUUGAGAGCGUUCUUGUUCAAGGUGGGCGUGACGAGAGGCAUGAUCGAUCCCAUCAAGGAGGAGGAGCGCAAGAGGAAGGUGAGAGAUGGCAAGGAGAAGGAAAAGCUAUUGGGCGAGGGCAUGAGGAGGGUUAGUAUGCAGCAGGUGGAACAUUGA